AGCCAGUCGGACCGACGCGGCCGCCCGGCUCAGUGGGAGCCGUCCGGUCUUACCGCUACGGAGGGACACCGCUCGCCCGUCGGAUAAAGUGGGAUAAAGUGCAACAUGGCGACCGGAGGAAAGCAGUGAAGUCGUUAGUGGAGUCGAGAGUGACUCCAGCCACAGUCUGUCCCCGUCACCCGGCUCGUCUGUCCCCAUCAUCAUCAAGUGUGUGGAAGCGAGUGAGACAAGGACACAGUGGCAGUUACAGGAAGUCAUCCGGUCUGGUAGAUCAUAACAUGGGGAACCAGCUAACAGAAAUUGGCCCCAGCUUCCAGGCUCUUCACGUUGUGGUGAUCGGUCUGGACUCGGCAGGGAAAACCUCCCUCCUUUACAGGCUCAAGCUGGGGGAGUUUGUCCAGACUAUCCCCACCAAGGGCUUCAACAUGGAGCGGAUCAAAGUGCCCACGGAGAACUCCAAAAGCACGGCGUUCCAGGUGUGGGACGUGGGCGGCCAGGACAAACUGCGGCCUCUGUGGAAGUCGUACACCCGGCGGAUGGACGGGCUGGUGUUCGUGGUGGAUGCGGCCGAGGCAGAGCGCAUGGAGGAGGCCAAGGUGGAGCUCCAUCGAAUCGCCCGGUCGGGGGAGAACCAGGGAGUGCCCCUCCUGGUCCUGGCCAACAAGCAGGACCUGCAUGGAGCCAUGUCGGCCGCACAGGUGGAGAAGCUUCUGGCUCUCCACGAGCUGAGCCCGUCCACGCUGCACCGCACACAGGGCUGCUCGGCGCUGGACGGGCAGGGCCUUCAACCCGCCCUAGAGAUCCUCCACGAGAUGAUCCUGAGGAAGAAGAGGAUGCUCCGACACAGCAGGAAGAAGAGAUGAUGCUGGGACGAUGAAGGUUUGCUCUGACACCUCAGAAGGAGAAGCCAGAAGAUGUCAACCGCCGACGCCAGACAUUUGGGAUUCUUGUGUCUUCCCAUGUCCCCAUCCUGAAAGGAGCACAGCAGAGACAAUUCCAGUGAAGGGGACCAGAUGAAAAUAUGUGCAAUGCACGAUGAACACUCACUCCAAUGUUGGAGUAUAUUUUCUACCACAACUUAUGUAGUCUGCCGUGCCAACCACAGACCUGCUGGCCUGAGCCCACUUCAAUGUCCACAUGGAUGUUGGACGUUUACACAGAAACCUGCUUAAGGAAUACUGAGACAAACAAAGACUGUGGCUCAUUUCUAGGUGUGUAACUGGCGGUAUGUCCUCUGUCUACUGACACUGUGCUGCUGCAGAAUCCAGCUGUUAGUUUAGAUCACGUGUCACUCCUCACCAAACCGUUUAUAUCAUCUUCCAUUCAAUAGUUGGUUGGUUGGUCAUUUCAAAUUAGUCAUUUUUUAUGCUGUGUGCAUUUAGUUUAGUAAAAAGUCAACAUGAAUAAAUUAUUGAGCAACUUUGGCAUCAAUGAAUGUCUUUAUUUAAAGAGUUUGCGUUGAUGACUGACAGGUGCCUACUAAUGUCAGAAUACGUCCACUAAACACAUCAGCAUCUCAAACACACACCGAUGUGUGAACAUCUCGGUGCCGUGGGGACACAAUGUCUCCACGAUGACAGAAAUUCACCAAACCAGCUCCAGGCAGUUGCUGCCAUGCUGGUCAGGACCUGGUUCUUCUAGUGUUGGACUGCUAUGCUGGUCAGGACCUGGUUCUUCUAGUGUUGGACUGCUAUGCUGGUCAGGACCUGGUUCUUCUAGUGUUGGACUGCUAUGCUGGUCAGGACCUGGUUCUUCUAGUGUUGGACUGCUAUGCUGGUUAGGACCUGGUUCUUCUAGUGUUGGACUGCUAUGCUGGUUAGGACCUGGUUCUUCUAGUGUUGGACUGCUAUGCUGGUCAGGACCUGGUUCUUCUAGUGUUGGACUGCUAUGCUGGUUAGGACCUGGUUCUUCUAGUGUUGGACUGCUAUGCUGGUCAGGACCUGGUUCUUCUAGUGUUGGACUGCUAUGCUGGUCAGGACCUGGUUCUUCUAGUGUUGGACUGCUAUGCUGGUCAGGACCUGGUUCUUCUAGUGUUGGACUGUAACUCAAACACUGCAGCUCGUUUCUGUAAAGUGACGGUGGGACGUUGAAGCAGACAGACUGAUUUUCUGUUUCCUGUUCCAGGACUUUUUUCAGAGAACCGUCUGCUUGUAUUUGACACUUCCUGAUGUUCUCGCAAUACAUUAUUUUACUGUGAAUACCGGAUGUAGUUCAUUUUCUUCGCUCUCGGUAUCACUGGGGCCACUUGACAACUACUCAUCUGACUCUAACAUUAGUUUAUUCAGCAACAAAAGUCAACGUCCUCCACUCUAGAGUCCACUUGGUGCGUCCACCAAGCCGGAUUAGAAGAAUGGAGACACGCUUCAUGGCCGCCAUCUUUCAAGGUUCGACGCACACGUUUAAGUAACGAAAAGCUCUCAAAUCUGCUGUCGCUCCCCCACACACCUGCAUUACUGCUACUACAUGAAUCUAUAUGUACCUACAAAUGAAUGUAGUUAAGAAAUAAAGGACAUGCAAUCGUU
Molecule: messenger RNA, 2522 nt
Organism: Gasterosteus aculeatus aculeatus (three-spined stickleback)
Lineage: Eukaryota; Metazoa; Chordata; Actinopteri; Perciformes; Gasterosteidae
Source: RefSeq, a predicted model, not a curated record